UCAGAGGAAAAAAGGAUGGAAAAAAUCGAGCGAUGGUGACGUUUGUUUAGUGGUAAAAGUUUCGUAAAAAAGUUAAUUCAAGCGCAGUUUUAUAUCCGUAGAAGUGAGAAGUGAAUGCAAUAAUCACCGAAUAAAUAAAAUAACGCGUGCCUGCAGUGUGUUCUAGGUUCACAUUCAAACUGAUUUUUCCAAUCAUGAUGUACAAAUUAUGUGCUGUUCGUUCGUCAUUCGCUUCAAUGAAAAGCAAACGAUAAACCAAAAAUUAAUUUGCCGAGCUGCCUCCCUCCAGUGCUCACAUGGAGGAAAGUUUUCCAAUAACGCCCUUGAAACAGUGAAGCAAACAAGCAGGAGAAGCCUUAUUAGGAAGAAUAGCACGAGCAGUUUUCGGUUCCUUGCUCGUCCGCAGAUCAUCGUAAUCAUCGAAGCAGGUAUCCAGAAGAAGUGAUGUCGAUAACGGGAACAUAUGACCACUACCAUCGGAGCAGCGCUGGCUGCCCGGAGCGACCGGAACGAUGCGUUUGCUGUGUCCGGACAAUGAAAUGGCUUCCAGUGUUGUUCAUUGUUUCGGUCAUUGCCUGGUCCUACUAUGCUUUUGUGGUGGAGUUAUCGUUUUUCACUGUAACCAGCAUACUGCAGCGGAUAUUGUUCCUGCUAUUCUACCAUCUGAUACUGGUUAUGUUCCUAUGGUCCUACUAUCGGACCGUAUUCACCGACAUUGGUCGUGUUCCACCCAGGUUCCGCGUGCCCCGAGCGGAUUUGGACCGGCUAUUGCGUGCCUCAAGCGAAGAAGAGCAGAAGCAAAUUCUGGAAGUGUUCUCCAGGGAGCUACCGAUAGUGACCAGAACCCUGAACGCGUCGGUGCGCUUCUGUGAAAAAUGUCGCCUGAUCAAACCGGAUCGGGCCCACCACUGUAGCGUGUGUGGUGUGUGCGUGCUCAAGCUGGACCAUCACUGCCCCUGGGUGAACAACUGUAUCAACUUUACCAACUACAAGUUCUUCAUCCUGUUCCUUGGGUACGCUCUGGUCUACUGUCUGUACGUUGCCUUCACCACGGUUAUGUACAUGGAACUGAUCUGGAGUGUGAGUGGGCGAGAAGGCAAAAUCGACGGGCGGUUUCACAUACUCUUCCUGUUUUUCGUUUCUCUGAUGUUUGCCAUCAGUUUGGUUAGCUUGUUUGGUUACCAUUGCUAUCUGGUGCUGUUGAAUAGGACUACACUGGAAUCAUUUCGAACACCAAUCUUCCGGUACGGUGGACCGGACAAAAAUGGAUUUAGUCUAGGGAAGUUGAAUAAUUUCCAGGAAGUGUUUGGCGAUGAUCGACGGCUAUGGUUCGUGCCUGUCUACACAAGUUUGGGCGACGGGGUGUCCUACCCGGUUCGCAGCUACGACGAGGACGCCGAAUCGCUGCUCAGCGGUGAGCUGGCGAGCAAUCGUCAUCCGAUCAGCCACCGCAACGGGAGCCAUCAGCAGGCUCAGAGUCCAUCGUGCAGUGAUAAGCACGUGAUCGUGUCGGGCCUGGCCGAUAAUGAUGAGGAGGACGACGAUGAUAACGACUAUGAAACGACAAUCUUUAGUCAAUCCGCCAGCCUGUUGCGUUAACCGUUAACACAACUUCUAGGCUACAGUGAGCAAUAAAAGGAUUACGAUCCGAUGUGUGAUUCUUUCACUGUAAGUGGAAUAAUAAUGCGAGCUGGAUUGUGAAAAGGACGACAUGCAAUAUAUUUUUUUCUGACAAAGGUGAACGUUAGACUAGUUACAAUCAAUCAACAUUUGAUUUCAUUUUUUCGUUGAUUUAUCGGAUUCAAAGUUUUUUAUUUUGGCUUAAAAGCGCUGCAUUUGUUAGUAUGGCUUAUUGGUAGCUUUGAGAAUAUGUGUAACUUUGUGGCUGUGAUGCAGCCUAUAGUUCGGGUGGCUCUCGGGGGUGGUUGAAAUCUGGGACGGGACAUGCGAAGACGGUCUUCUUUUUCCCUCUCGGUUUUGUUGUUAUUUUGCAAGGAAAAGUUCGCUCACAAUAUAAUUUCAAGCAAAGGUCAAUGAUAGAGCUGUGCAGAUGAGGUACAGAGUUGUGCCGAUGAUGUACGGAAAAUGAUGUAGCUUUCACAUGACACAAAAUAAUGUUAUCAUUCAUAUGAAUAAUCUGAUUAUAGCUUCAUUAUCCGUAACUGUCAAGUAGUAGAGUUUUGUACCUAUUUUUAUCUAGAGACAUUAAUUUUUACCUAGAGCCGAAAAUUAAAUAACUGCUUACAAGAAUUUUGAAUUUGUCUUGUCAUAGACUAAUAGAUCGCAAUCGAUUGAUCAAUUUCACCGAUCUGAUAUAAACAGAGCAAUUGCAUAACCUUUCUGCUGAGAAAGUUAAACUAAUUUCUACGCACACAUUAUUUUCCACAAAUUUGAACGAGAGACGCAAUGUUUCGUAAGUUGUGCAUAUUAUUUUUGCUAUGGCAACCCAAAAUAAGAGGAAAAGAGGCUUCUAGUUCUAGAUUUUCUGUACUCCUUUCUGCGAGACAGGUUACUAUGAUUAUUUAACAGAACUUUGUUGGCUGUUUUUGAAUUGACAGAAGUGUGCUACCACGGCUCUCAGAAGCGAGGCUUGCUACUCCGCGAAUUCUGCGGUGACGUCAGAGAAAUCGUUGAGAUAAACAGACGGAUUUCUACACCCAGCCAAAUCAUGCACCGAAAUUCAUAAGAAAUAUCUUAUGAUGCAUAGAAAAAUAACAAAACUAUGUUUUCAUAAGAUGAUUAUGUAAAAAUAAGACUUUAUUGGGUAUUGCAUACGUUACUCGCUUGAGUUUCAUACGAGCAUCUUAUGAUUCACAUAAACAUAAGAGAAAUAUAUAAUUUUGCCAUAUGAAAAAUCGAAAAUGCGUUAUGGAAAAUUAAAUCAUAGCAAACCGAUUUGACGAAAUAAAGGCCGCUUCAUAAGAUAGUCUUAUGAUUUACAUACGUCCUGCUUGUGGCUAAAAAAUAUACGAAAUACUUAUGAAGUUCACUGUAUUUUUUGGCUGAGUGUAGAAAGUUGAUAAUUGAAAAUAUUUAAACUCUUACGGUAAAAAAACAAUGUGCAACGAAUUCUUGACGUAAUUUACGCCAUAAUUACACUAGACACCAGAGGUAAAAAUAAUCGAAGCUCUUAUUUGACGGCUGAAAAUGAACCUGUUGCGAUUCGCAUUGAAUAGAAAAAAAAUAUUCAUAUGCCUAUAAAGCAUAUGAAACAACAAUCAUCAUCGCUUACAUUGUGCCAGAGCCUACUUUGAUGCGUUUGAUUCGUUGCUGUACGGUCACUUCGUGUAAUAAUCGGAACCGAAUGAAAAAACGUGGAUGGAUGAAUGGUCGGUUUGUUCGUUUAACGUUUUCAGCUGCGUGCGGCUGAAUAUGAUCAAUUUUAAUUCAGUGAAUUUGAAUAUUUUAAACUCUGCUGGACACAGUAUAUAAUCAGUGCAGCCAUGUGAUUAGUAGCGAAAUUUGGGAAUUUGACUGCAUGUCAUAGAAAACAUAUCUAACCGUUAUUUCCUAUUCCCAGCAAAGGUUUUGGACAUCGGCAUAGCUUCCUUCCCUGGUAACAUUUGAAGUUUUAUGCUAGUUUUAUAGCCACUCAUAAAACAUAGAUUACCCUUGUAGCGUGCUAUAAAACUUUGAAUGCUGCUUGGGUUGUGAUCUAUCAGGUGCCGAUCAUUAGGUGGCAGCAAACAAAAUAUGAAUUUUAUUUAAUUAUUUUUAUUAUUAUUUAAUGAAUUAAAAAAUCAACAAAAGAAUAAAUUCAUAAAAUAUUCUACAAUUACUACUUUUUUUUUUCAAUUUGUUUAUUUGAUAAGGCACGUAUGCGUUAGCUUAAAGGUGCCAUUUUUUCAUUGUUUUACAUUUUGAAUUUCUUAAAACUAGGGGGAUACACAUUUCAAUAUUAUUUUGUUUUAUAUAAUAAAACUAAAAAAAAAAACUACAGCUAACUUAUACAUAUAAAAGAGGGUAUAAUAUAAUAUUCGUAAGAUUUGGGGGACGGGUCAUUUGUGUGUUCUUUGUAUAGUAAUUCACUUUAUGAUUUUUAGAAGGGAGAUUGUAGAAAAAAUAAUUAUUAACUAAGCGGAACAUUUUACAAGCUUAUUAACUAGAGAUAACUAGAAAGAGUGGUUCAAGAUUAAGGGGAAUUAAUUAGGACUAUUUUAAAGUAGUGGUACUGUUGCGCAUUUCUUAACGAGAUUAAAUAUUGUUCAACUAAAACUAGAUGAUAGGGGGGCACAUAAAUUUUGGGAAGAUAUUCAAGGGGAGAAGGGGGUGAAGUCAUACAUCUGUGUAUCAGAGACAUGGGAGGGUGGGUGGACAAGGCUGAAGGGGGGGGGGGGGGGGUGAGAUAUAAACUUUCAGUUUCCGGCAUCAGGAAUUAACGGCCAGGAUUACAGAUUCGAAUGGAUUGAUCAACUAACACUAGAAGAUAGGGGG
Molecule: messenger RNA, 4434 nt
Organism: Topomyia yanbarensis
Lineage: Eukaryota; Metazoa; Arthropoda; Insecta; Diptera; Culicidae
Product: palmitoyltransferase ZDHHC15
Exons: 6
Coding region: 445-1599 (384 amino acids)
Biological process (GO): synaptic vesicle maturation; peptidyl-L-cysteine S-palmitoylation; protein targeting to membrane
Cellular component (GO): Golgi apparatus; endoplasmic reticulum
Molecular function (GO): protein-cysteine S-palmitoyltransferase activity
Source: RefSeq, a predicted model, not a curated record